GGAUGACAGCAGAGAGGACAGCCCCCCGAGCACUUCCGCUUUCGUCUGCUAGGACUUGAUAGCAUCUGCAGCUACCCUGCGUAAACUUCAUAAUUUGAAAAUUUCCACAUUUUAUCAGGUCAACGCCAUAAAAUGCAACGUAUUUUAGCGGGUCUUUAUGUGAUAGACCGACACAAAGUAGCGCAUAAUUGUGAAAUGUAAAAAGAAAUAUGAAACAGUGUGAUAAACAAAGCAACUAUAUACGCUUAUUUAUCUUUUUUUAUUUAACGUGCUGCCAGGCGGCGUUGUAGCUUACAUAUUACUGUUCAAGGCAGGUACGCUAACUAUAACAAAUAGACGCUACAGCUAAGUUUGCAUAAACUAACGAGCUCUAACCAGGUCUAAGCGCUUCUGACUACAUAUCCCGUCAUCCCACGCGGCACUAUUUUGCAUCAGUGACGCAUUUUGGGCGCGUCUUGUUUCGUCAACUGAUUCUGUAUGCCGUUACAAUCGGUUUCCACCAGUGAUGUCUCAGCAGGCCCAGCAGACGGGGGCCACGGCCCCUGACUCUCCCGUGAUGGUCGUCACAAGUAACGUGCAGAAAUAUGCCAUAAAGAAGAAGAAGGUCCUCAGUGCUGAAGAGAGUGAACUCUUUGAAUUGACCCAAGCUGCAGGGAUCACAGUGGAUCAGGAAGUGUUCAAGAUUAUCGCGGACCUGCUGAAGAUGAACGUGGCCCCUCAAGCAGUUUUCCAGACGCUGAAGGCGAUGUGUGCGGGCCUGAGAGUCCCUGAAAGCUCCGCAGAGUCCUCGCACACAGCCAGCACGACCGCAGCGCCUCCAGAGGUCAAAGUGCGCAAUAAACCCGGAGCAAGCCAGAGUGAGAAGAGUCGAGAGAACUCCAGCCAGAAGGUGCAGCGGCAGCCAAGCGCCACCAGAGGGCAGAAGACCAAGAGCUCAGGCAGCAGUAGCUCUUCGUCACAAAUAAACUCCUCAUGAGAGGCUCUUCAGUGUGGGACCUUAUGUAAAUAUGUAGGCUUUGUUUCAUAUAAAUUAUUUGUUUUACUCUGUCACUGUUUACGUUUCAAAUGGUUAGAAUUAUUUGCUCUUUGUUUUGGUGUUUUAUGUCCAUUUGGCUUGUCAACAACAAAAGAAAUGUUACUUUUUCAUCUUGACCUUCAUUUUGACAAAUAAUACUCAACAUUUAAAACCGCCCUUCCUCUUUAGUGAGUGUGCUUUCAGCACAAGGGAUGAUGGAUUGCUUUGCAAACAAAAAGUAUCUCCUUAUCCGUCCAUUAAUAUAGUUGUUGCUUGACAAAUGGAGCUUUUACCUUAAGUGACGUACUAAUGGUAAUGUCAAAUAUUUACGUUUUUUUAUUUUAAAAACCCAAAUGUGUGCAUGUUUUUAUAUCAUUAAACUCAAAUAAAAAUCUGAUUAACUUGC
Gambusia affinis (western mosquitofish) is the source of this 1421-nucleotide messenger RNA. It is a transcript of the gene mzt2b, whose product is annotated as mitotic spindle organizing protein 2B. Bases 506 to 976 code for a protein of 156 amino acids. The transcript is spliced from 4 exons. Gene Ontology annotation, cellular component: spindle; centrosome. The record is from RefSeq and is a predicted model, not a curated record. Lineage: Eukaryota; Metazoa; Chordata; Actinopteri; Cyprinodontiformes; Poeciliidae.